Messenger RNA from Pseudophryne corroboree (corroboree frog), 1451 nucleotides. RefSeq lists its product as uncharacterized. The record is from RefSeq and is a predicted model, not a curated record. The transcript has 3 exons. Lineage: Eukaryota; Metazoa; Chordata; Amphibia; Anura; Myobatrachidae. The coding region runs from base 13 to 1257 and encodes 414 amino acids.
ACAGACAGCUUGAUGCAGCUUUUCACCUUGUGCUACCUACUGCAGAGCUGGAGAAGGAGAGCUCAAUUCUUUGCAGAGAGGGCUACCUAUCGACGCAAAUAUUUGAAAAGGAGGAGAGCGCGUAUAUCAUCCACUGUUGUUAUUUCUUUAAUAACAAUGAACUGUACACCAAGCCGAAGAAUGUGGAUGAGAGAUCGCAGACAUGGGGAAGCAUUCAUGCAGACUAUUCUAGCAUAUCAGGAGGAGCAGUGGAUGUCAAACUUCAGGAUGUCUCGCGCUACAUUCGAGUAUGUUUUGGAACUACUGUCCCCCGCAAUAACCAUGCAGACCACCAGGUUCCGUAAGCCCAUUGAGCCAGCCAGGAGGUUAGCGAUUGCUCUCUGGUGGUAUGCUACCCCUGGAGAGUAUCGCACAGUUUCCAGUUUAUUUGGAGUAGGGAUUGGCACGGUCUGCAAGAUUGUCUACCAGGUCACGCGGGCAUUGCUGGAUACCAUGUACCAUCGCUUUAUUUCCUUGCCACAAGGACAGCGGCUAGAUGAGACUAUAAAAGGGUUUAAGAAGCGUGGCUACCCACAGUGUGCUGGUGCCAUAGAUGGGACCCACAUCCCCAUCAUCGCCCCCCAUGACAACCCAGCAGACUAUUACAAUCGUAAGGGUUGGCAUUCCAUUGUUCUGCAAGCUGUAGUGGACCACAAAUACUGUUUCACAGAUGUCUUCAUAGGGUGGCCCGGACGGUCACAUGAUGCAAGGGUUCUCGCCAACUCCGAUCUUUACAGUAUUGCUGAGGACAAGCUUGGUGGAUGGCUUUUCCCUCGAGAGAAAUCGGUGAUCGUACAUGGUGUGGACAUCCCGGUCCAUCUCAUUGGUGAUGCAGCAUACCCAUUACAGCGCUGGCUAAUGAAGGGCUACACCCAGCAUGUUCACUUAUCCCCCGAACAGACAUCAUAUACCCAUGCCCUAAGUUCGGCCCGUAUGGCAGUGGAGAAUGCGUUUGGGCGUUUAAAAGGACGCUGGCGCUGCCUCAUGAAGAGGAAUGAUGUGGACUUGAAAAUAAUGCCAGAUAUAGUAGCGGCCUGCUGCAUUCUCCAUAACAUAUGUGAGAUACAAAAGGAAAACUUUCUCCCCGAGUGGAAUGUACAUGAUCAUGGGGCGGGGGUCACUGUACAUGAUGCACCAGGCUUGGUGGGGGGGCAUGACGCUGCCAGCGAGUGCAUAAGGGCCACCAUUGCAGCUAAUCUUCAAACAAUGUUGCAGUAGAGAAAACAGACAAGUUUUUGUGUGCAAACAAUUUUUGUUUAUUUCGUUUUUUCAGUUAUAAAAAUUUGGUUCAAAAGUUAUUAUAUUUUUCCUUUUAAACAGUUGGCACACAUUUUCUGAGGUAACAAUAUAAAAUAUUUAAGUGCAAACAUGUCACUGUAAAAUUCCACAUAACGCAAGGGGUCUUCAACAUG